Molecule: messenger RNA, 615 nt
Organism: Aspergillus thermomutatus
Lineage: Eukaryota; Fungi; Ascomycota; Eurotiomycetes; Eurotiales; Aspergillaceae
Exons: 2
Coding region: 1-615 (204 amino acids)
Source: RefSeq, a predicted model, not a curated record
AUGCAUUUCACCAAUCACUUCCUCGCCCUCCUCCCCAUCCUCACCCCCUCGCUCGCCUCCUCCUCCACCACCACCACCGCCCGCAUCUGGACAGAAUUCUUCCCCUCCUGCCCCAUCGACCGAGUCCAUCCAUCCUCAGACGACCUGCCCCACGAGGAGUUCAUCUCAGCCACCAACAUCUCCCCGGGCACCUGCGCCGCGGUCUUCGUGCCGCUCUCCUACGGGCCCGAGGUAACGCACCUGUCCUUCGCCGCGGAAGUCGAGAGCGCAGCAGGAAACUGCACCAUUGCCGUGCACGAAGUGCCGGGCUGCGUUGACCCGCCUCUCCUCGAAGAGGAGGUUGAGCACGGCUUCGCGGUCAGCGACUGUGUGCCUAGGAACCUGCUCGCGUAUAACCAGGUUUGGGCCAAGUUGGACUGCGAAGAGGACGAAGAGGUAGUGGGGGUUCAGUCGACUGUGCGACCAGCGCAUAGGCCUGUGCUUCAUGACGGGCCCCAUCGUGUUAACAAGUCUAUGGGGUUGGCGAACCAGACUGCGCCGUAUUUGAAUGGGACUGGCUCCAGUACUGCUGCCCGGCCGGUUUUGCUGCGGAGGGCUCUGCGGAUACGGUCGUAG